This is a messenger RNA of Striga hermonthica, 3288 nucleotides long. NCBI's taxonomy places the organism in Eukaryota, Viridiplantae, Streptophyta, Magnoliopsida, Lamiales, Orobanchaceae. The record is from the annotation of a GenBank genome assembly.
AUGAGCGACGAGUACAAGACAUCGCCGUAUAGGCGCUACAAGAACGACCCCGAGGCCGGCAACAGCAACGAAAACUAUGAAGAGGAUGAAGAUGAAUGCUCUGGGCCUUUCAACAUUGUGCGCACAAAAAGGGCUCCAGUCGACCAGUUGCGCAGGUGGAGGCAAGCUGCGCUGGUAUUGAAUGCCUCUCGACGAUUUCGGUAUACAUUGGACUUGAAGAAAGAAGAAGAGAGGAAGGAAUUAAUUGCAAAAAUUCGAAUGCAUGCUCAAGUCAUUCGGGCUGCUGUUCUUUUCCAAGCAGCUGGCAAAGGAUUGAGCGUUCCAGGAUCUGCAAAGUCACCUUCAACCUCUACACCAACUCGAGUUGGAGAUUUCGGUAUCAGUGCUGAAGAAUUGGUAUCAUUGUCCAGGGAGCAUGAUAUGUCUCUUCUGCAGCAAAGUGGAGGGGUGAAGGGAGUGGCUGAGAAGUUGAUGUCUGAUGCCGACAAAGGUGUACCUGGUGAUGACAAUGACAUCAUAAAUCGAAAGCAGGCUUUUGGAUCAAAUACAUAUCCUCGAAAGAAAGGACGCAGUUUCUGGAUGUUCGUCUGGGAAGCUUGCAAGGAUACGACAUUGAUCAUCUUGAUGGUGGCUGCGGCUGCCUCCUUAGCACUCGGUAUAAAGACCGAGGGUAUAAAAGAAGGUUGGUAUGAUGGAGGAAGCAUUGCAAUGGCAGUAUUUAUCGUCAUUAUAUUUACAGCGGUAAGUGACUACAAACAAUCCCUUCAGUUUCAAAACUUGAAUGAGGAGAAGCAGAAUAUACAAAUGGAGGUUGUUAGGAAUGGACGUAGAACUAAAAUUUCAAUAUUUGAAAUAGUCGUUGGCGAUGUUGUUCCUCUCAAAAUUGGUGAUCAGGUUCCUGCAGAUGGGAUUGUUAUAUCUGGUCAUUCUCUUGCAAUCGACGAGUCCAGCAUGACAGGAGAGAGUAAAAUUGUCCACAAGGACCCAACAAGGUCACCUUUUCUCAUGUCGGGAUGCAAGGUGGCUGAUGGGUAUGGAAGCAUGCUGGUAACAAGCGUGGGAAUUAAUACAGAAUGGGGCUUACUUAUGGCGAGCAUAUCAGAGGAUAAUGGGGAAGAAACGCCAUUGCAGGUAAGAUUAAAUGGUGUCGCGACAUUUAUUGGAAUGGUUGGUCUGAUAGUGGCAGUGGCGGUGCUGAUAAUACUUGUGGUCAGAUUUUUCACUGGGCAUACCAGAACCCCCGGAGGUCAGGUCCAAUUUGUUGCUGGGAGGACUGGUGUUGGAGCUGCAAUAGAUGGCUUCAUUGGAAUAUUCACUGUUGCCGUGACCAUUGUCGUUGUGGCAGUGCCAGAAGGUCUUCCAUUGGCUGUAACUCUGACGCUUGCAUAUUCAAUGAGAAAAAUGAUGGCUGAUAAGGCAUUGGUCAGAAGAUUAUCAGCUUGUGAAACAAUGGGUUCAGCGACCACUAUAUGCAGUGAUAAAACUGGGACCCUUACUCUGAAUCAGAUGACCGUGGUUGAGGCAUACACUUGUGGAGAAAAGAUUGAUCCACCUGACAAUAAGUCCGUGCUUCCUGUUAGAGUUGUCUCAUUACUUAAUGAAGGCAUUGCGCAGAACACAACUGGAAGUGUCUUUGUGCCUGAGGGUGGUGGAGAACUUGAGAUUUCUGGAUCACCAACAGAAAAGGCCAUUCUGCAGUGGGGUUUAAAUCUUGGGAUGGAUUUUGGUGCUGCCCGAUCCAAUUCAGAGAUAAUUCAUGCUUUUCCCUUUAACUCUGAGAAAAAACGAGGUGGUGUUGCUGUGAAACUGUCAAAUUCCGAAAUCCGUGUUCACUGGAAAGGUGCUGCGGAAAUAGUCCUUGCUUCUUGUACGAGUUACAUCGAUGCAAAUGAUAAUGUGGUCCAGAUGGAUGAAGAUAAGCUAUCGCUUUUUAAAAAAGCAAUUGAAGAUAUGGCUGCUGGAAGCUUGCGUUGUGUUGCUAUUGCAUAUAGAACGUGUGAACCGGAGAAGGUUCCAUCGACUGAUGAGGAACUGGAAAACUGGCAGUUGCCUGAGGGAGAUCUUACUUUGCUUGCAAUUGUCGGUAUCAAGGAUCCUUGUCGGCCUGGUGUCAGGGAAGCUGUCCAAUUGUGUAUCAAUGCUGGUGUAAAGGUUCGCAUGGUCACCGGGGAUAAUCUGCAGACAGCUAAAGCAAUAGCUUUAGAGUGUGGGAUAUUAGGGUCUGAUGCAGAUGCUACAGAACCUAAUCUAAUUGAAGGAAAGGCAUUCAGGAGCUUAACUGAUACGCAGAGAUUAAAUGUGGCUGAUAAGAUUUCGGUAAUGGGCAGAUCAUCACCUAAUGACAAACUCUUGCUUGUCCAAGCUCUAAGGAAAAAAGGACAUGUUGUUGCUGUCACUGGAGAUGGUACAAAUGAUGCACCCGCUCUACAUGAGGCUGAUAUUGGACUUGCAAUGGGUAUCCAAGGGACAGAGGUUGCGAAAGAGAGUUCCGAUAUCAUAAUACUGGAUGAUAAUUUUGCUUCUGUUGUGAAGGUUGUCCGAUGGGGUAGAUCAGUAUAUGCCAAUAUCCAGAAAUUCAUUCAGUUUCAGCUUACAGUUAAUGUUGCAGCUUUGGUAAUUAACGUUGUUUCCGCGGUUUCCUCUGGCAAUGUUCCGCUGAAUGCGGUCCAGCUGCUGUGGGUAAAUCUUAUCAUGGACACACUUGGAGCUCUCGCACUGGCCACAGAGCCUCCUACGGAUCACCUGAUGCGUAGAAAACCUGUUGGCAGAAGGGAACCUCUAAUCACAAAUAUUAUGUGGAGGAAUUUGAUAAUACAGGCUCUCUAUCAAGUGACUGUCCUGCUAGUCCUCAAUUUCGGGGGAAGGAGAAUCCUUAAUCUGCAACAUGAUACACCUGACCAUGCCUUCAGAGUGAGGAAUACAUUGAUAUUCAAUGCGUUUGUCUUCUGUCAGGUGUUCAAUGAAUUUAAUGCUCGAAAGCCAGAUGAAAUCAAUGUGUGGAGGGGCGUUACCAAAAAUCAUCUUUUCAUGGGAAUAAUUGCCCUUGAAGUAGUGCUUCAGGUUAUUAUCAUCUUUUUUCUGGGGAAGUUUGCCUCGACAGUUCGCCUCAGUUGGAAAUUGUGGCUUGUGUCCCUUGCCAUUGCUUUUGUCAGUUGGCCUCUUGCUGCUGUUGGAAAAUUAAUUCCCGUUCCGGAGAGAAACUUUGGAGAUUACUUCAAAUUUAAAAGUCGUAAACAAAAGAAUCCAAGCGGUAAAGGGGGGGAUGCUCCAUUAGAAGGUUCUGCAUGA